This is a messenger RNA of Rubroshorea leprosula, 1958 nucleotides long. The record is from the annotation of a GenBank genome assembly. Lineage: Eukaryota; Viridiplantae; Streptophyta; Magnoliopsida; Malvales; Dipterocarpaceae.
GUUUACCCCGUUUCCCUCUCCCACCAAGAAGCAGGAAGGAGGAGAAGCAUGGAGAACGACAAACACUGGACAAGACUAGUCUAAUCAAAUCACAAGGAUCUGCGACUCCAACAGGAGGAGUUUGUAAGUUGUGGCAAUGCUGUUCGGGAAUGUUUUAAGGCUGAUUCUGGGAUUUAUAGAUACCCUUAUAGCUAAUUUGGAAAGUGGCUGUUGAAAAAUGGAGGAAAUUUGGAAGCUUUAGGCUCGAAUUUGUGAAAUGGCUGAUAUAGCAGGUUUGCAAGAGGCAGCAGGGUCUAGAUUUAGUCAGUUUGAGUUGAUUGGGAGAGGAUCCCUUGGAGAUGUGCAUAAAGCAUUUGAUAAGGAGAUAAACAAAGAAGUUGCUAUUAAGGUCAUUGAUUUAGAGGAAUCUGAGGAUGAAAUUGAUGACAUCCAGAAGGAAAUUGCUGUUUUGUCCCAAUGCCAUUCUCCAUAUAUAACUGAGUACUAUGGUUCCUAUAUCAACCAGACUAAACUAUGGAUAAUAAUGGAGUAUAUGGCUGGUGGCUCAGUUGCUGACCUACUGCAAUCAGGUCUUCCACUUGAUGAAACUUCAAUUGCUUGGAUUGCUCAGGACCUUUUGCAUGCAAUUGAAUACUUACAUACUGAAGGGAAAAUCCACAGAGACAUCAAAGCGGCAAACAUUUUGUUGACGGAGAAUGGUGAUGUUAAGGUUGCAGAUUUUGGGGUCUCUGCACAAUUAACAGGGACAAUAUCAAGGAGGAAGGUAAAAUAUUUUGAUUAUCAAGUUUUAUAUUUGGUCCAGCCUGUUGAUCCAGAACUGUUAACAUUUUUGGUGUUGAAAAAGCUUAUCUUUUGGCUGAUGAUGCAGGCAAAGGCUGCAAUGCAAGCAGGAUUGAGAAAAGGAAAUGUGAGAGAAAGGUCUGCAUUGGGCAUGAUAGGUAUUUCUGCUCAGGAAAGUUAAAGAGGAGACGAAAUGGCUAACAGCUCUGAUUCUUCUAGGUAAAUACAAUUACAGAUUUGUUCAUUUAUUUCUAUAUUGCAGAAUUUUAUUUAUUAUCAGAAAAUAAAGAAGAUAAAGGUUUUGGUUAUUAGUCUCUCAAGCAAAACAAUUCUAUCCCAGAGAUUCCCUUGAAUAUUUUGAUGCUCAAAGAGCAUUUCCAAGAUCACGUCAAGCAAGCCAUGAUGACGAAAAGGCAAAGAUAGCAUCAUCAUCUGCACCACUGUCAAUGUUGCUUAUUCCUUCUUUAAAAGAGGUCCGCACAAAAUGGUGUUAUAUUUUUAGUUUCACUUUCACCAUGCUAUUUAGUAUGGAGAUGAUUUUGACAUUUUUUUGCACUAAAAGCAUCAUUUGUUUCCGGACGAAUGUAUGAACCUGCUUCUACUCAUGCUAGAGAAAUCUAUGGUAUUCAAUGCAUAGAACUUAACAUUGGUCUAUAUUCUUAUCCAUCCAGAUUAGUAUAUUUUUAUAGUAAGAGAGACUGCUCAAUGUAAUGAUGGGAGUAAAUAUUAGCCAAGAAUAUUAUUUGAAAGGGUCUCGACAUCUCCAGUGUGGAUCUAGCCUUGUACUGAGAGAGUGACAUGUUACAGUAGCAAAAAGUGAGGGGAAGUCUGAAAUAAGAAUUGUAAAAGUUAUUGUAAUUGAAGUAAUUGCCUGUGAUCAACAUGAAGUGGAACUAUGCAAGUGUUCAUGUUGUCAUUUAGUUCAGAUUAAGACUCAGUUUAGAUGAACAGUGUUUCCAUCCGUUUUAUUUUUAACCUCAUUUGCUAAUGACCCCUAGGCAUGCAUCACUCUUUGUAUCCUGUAACUCUUAAUGGUUUCAGUAUAUCAUGUUGUCAUUGUAGGCCCUUGCUGAUGAUUCGGAAGGGUUAGUUGGGCGUGCAGUUACAAAUUCUCUUGUGAUAUGAAGCGUAAAAACCCUGAAUCUUGUGAAGCUUUUGUUCGCAAGUUGCUUGAGAGA